Molecule: messenger RNA, 2570 nt
Organism: Acyrthosiphon pisum (pea aphid)
Lineage: Eukaryota; Metazoa; Arthropoda; Insecta; Hemiptera; Aphididae
Product: zinc finger MYM-type protein 1-like
Exons: 5
Coding region: 75-2570 (831 amino acids)
Molecular function (GO): protein dimerization activity
Source: RefSeq, a predicted model, not a curated record
UUCAUGUGUUAAAAAAGACAUUUUUAUUCUUUAUUUUACAACUAAAUUUACUAUAUAAAUUCUUUAAAUCCAUAAUGACAGAAAAAUCGCCUGCAGUUUAUGAAGACCCUACAGGUUCAAAGGGAAAUGCUGAAUCUACAUGUAUUAACUACCAUCAAACACCAUUGGUCAGUGACAUUUUACCAACCGACACUCCUACUGCUGUUUAUGAAGACCCUACAAGUUCAAAGGGAAAUGUUGAAUACACAGAUAUUGAGUAUUUAGAGGCUACAAGUAUAGAAAAGGAUAAACUAUUGUGUUUGGAAAAUUGUGAAUCUACUCAAUUAGAUCUUUUGGAGGAGAAUACUUCUGAAGAUUUUUUUGAAUUAUCAGCAGCCUCAACUUGGAAAAAUGAUCCCUUUUUGUUAAUAAAAAUUAAGCAUUUUACACCAGAAAUCAUAAGUAUGAUUGUGGAAUGGGGACCAUGUCAGCCAACUUCUGAUUUUCUACCAAAUAAAGAAUUUUUAAAAGACAAAGAUGGACGGCAUUUUCAUGCAGGAUGGUACUACAGAACUCAUACAGAUGGAACUAAAACAAGAAGAAACUGGUUAACUUAUUCACCAUCACUAAAUAAGAUAUUUUGUUUAGACUGUAUUUUAUUUGGAAGAAAAACCGCUAAAGCUUGGGUAAAAGAUGGAUUUUCUCACUGGAAGAAUAUGGGCAUUGCAGUAAUUAACCAUGAAACAACUAAUGCUCAUAUUGAAGCUUCAUUAAAAAUUAAAUUAAGGGAAUCUGUUUUACCCUUAAUUCCAUCCUUGGAAGUAAACCGAAAAUCAAGUGUAGCUCUUAAUAGGGAAAUUGUGAAACAACUAAUAGAUAUAACAGUCUUUUUGGGACGCCAUUGUUUGCCUUUUAGAGGGCAUAGAGAACGCUGGAUUGAUCAACUCAAAGAAUACAUAUCACAAAUUGUUCAAUCUGAUAUUAUUUCAUCAAGAAUAUUCAGUGUUUCACUCAAUUCUACCUUUGAUAUAUCCCGUAAGGAACAGGUUUCUUUUAUUAUAAGGUAUGUUAAUGAAACUAAUGGUACAGUUAUGGAAAGAUUAUUAGCAUUAAGAGAAUUCCCAUGCACUACCGGAGUUCAUCUUUCUGAGUUAUUUCAAAAUGUUUUUAAUCAUCAUAAUCUUGAUUGGAAAUCAAAUUUAGUGGGUCAGUCAUAUGAUGGGGCUGCAAACAUGAGUGGGCAGUACAAUGGCCUUCAAGCUAAAAUACUUGAAGAAAAUCCUCAAGCCCUAUUUAUUUGGUGUUCUGCUCAUAGGUUAAACCUAAUAGCUAGUCAGGCAGUAGGAUCUUGUUCAAAUGCAGUGGAUCUAUUUGGAAAUUUAGAAAAAAUAUUUACUUUUAUCACUGGAAGUAAAGCACGAUCAGCUUUUUUUAGAGAAAAACAAUUAGAACUCUAUCCAAAACAACAAAUUAGAUCAGUGAAACGUGUAAACACUACUCGUUGGAUGUCACAUGCCUAUGCCUUAAAUACCGUACUUGAUGUUUACGAUGCAGUUUAUCAAACGAUAGAAGAAGUAAGAAAUAGAGACGGAGGAUCGGAUUUUAAACUUGGUGCUGAUUGUAAUGGACUGCUUAGUUACUUGACUUCUUAUAGGUUUUUAAUGACAGCUUUUAGUUUUAAAAAAAUAUUUGAAAUACUUGAACCAUUAACCCGUACAUUACAAGCUCGUGACAUAGAUAUUUUAGCAGCGAUGUAUUUAGUUAAUAGUGCUAAAGAAUCCAUAGUGGCACUGAGAACUGAAGAAACAUUUGAAAAUAUUUUGAUAUUAGCUAAAGAAUUUGAUGAUAAGUAUGAGAAUGAGGAAUUUGAGCCAUUGCGGACAACAAGAAAACGUAAAGUUAGAAAAAUGGCUGGGGAAUUAUGUAGUGAUGAAGUUGAACAAAAUCCUAUUCAAAAGUUUAAGGUAGAUACUUAUUUUGUAGCAUUAGAUAUUAUUAAAACACAAAUUAGUCAAAGAUUUACUGAUAAAACUAUUGAAGUAAUGAAAGAUUUUGCUUUAUUAUCAACCAAACGUAUAAAAGAAUUAAAAAAAAACCCUAAAAGCAUACCUAUAGAUGCAUUUAAGGCUGUUUGUUUGGUAUAUAAUACAUUUUUAAAGUUAGAAGAUGUCCGUAGGGAGUAUGAACAGUUUAUAAAUUGUGAUUUAAUUGUUAAUGAAACUUUGCCAUUGUAUCUGCAUCCUAAUUUAAAUGAUGACAAUUCAAGUUUGAGCUCUAACGAUUCAAACAGUGACGAUACUACAUCUGAACAAUUAAAAAGGUGGCAAAAUUCAUCAAGUUUAAUGUGUGUUUUUCAAGAUUUCUGUAAAGCUGGUCUAAAAUCUAUUUUUCCAAGUUUAUUUAUGCUUAUAAAAAUUGGAGUGACUAUUCCAGUAUCAAGCUGUUCCCCAGAGAGAUCUUUUUCCAAAUUAAAAUUAAUAAAAACUCGUUUAAGAAGCACAAUGGGGGAAGAUAGAUUGGAAGAUCUGAUGCGUAUCACCUGUGAAGCUGAUAUACAUGAAUAUUUUACUCUUUACUGUGGUUAUCAUUAA